GUUAACGCGAUGUUUGUGUUUCGGCAGGCGUCAUCAACCGAAGCCUUUAAAAAGUCACGUGAGCACGUUACGUUACAAGCCCAGUCCAACGAGAAGGAGCGAGAUGAGACGUACAGCCAGCAGCAGAAACGGAUUCAGUCCAUCUUUAAAGCCUGAAGGGGAUCCCAAUGAUCCAGCUUUCCUGUGGCGGAAUGGGCAUGCAUUUCAGUAUUGCCUGUUUAACUUGCAAAAUCCCACCGAUCCCACUGCUGUCAAAUUGUAUGAUACUACAAGAAAGGACUUCCAGAACGUCAUGGAUGUGGGCUCUUCAUCUGGCACUGGAUUGCAAUAUCGUGAAAAGGCUGUAUCAUCCGAAGAUGGUCUAAAUUCUAACAUGGCAGACAUCCUAUCAGGAUCUGAGAGUCUGCCUAAGCACCUGGCUGAGUCUUGUUAUUGGUCUAAAGCUGGGAAGAAAAUUCACCCUGAAGGCCCAGUAAAUGGAUAUAUCUAUUCCACACAUAAUAUUGAAGUGGGUGAAGAAGAGAAGGUCCUGGUGACAUUUUCUGAGUCUGUCAAUCAUUUCUACGGCCAGUUGUACAGGAAUCUUCACAUGUUGGACAAAAUCUCGAAAAGUGUCACAAGGCUGCUUGAUGAGCCUCAAAGCUCAGAUUCUCCACUUAAGCUGAAUAGCACUUGCUUAGUUAAGUAUACUGAUAAUCAGUGGUACAGAGGUCUAAUAGUACAAAGAUCCCCAAAUCUCAAGGUUAACUUUGUCGACUAUGGGGACACUCUUGCUGUUCUUGAAACUGAUAUCCGCCCUUUGCCUCCUGAAGCAAGUAUCGCCAGGUCUGUCCCUGUCCAGGCUGUCCCACUUGGACUGCACAAUGUUCCUGCAAUUGUACCACAAGGAGUCAACAAGUGGUUUGCAGACCUCGCUGUGGGGAGCACUUUUACCAUUUCAGUCAUGGACAAGGAGAAAAAUGGGAAGCUGCUGGUACAACUGUUUGAUGGAUCCCUAAAUGUAAAUGCUAUAGUUGAGGCGAAAGUGAAAAAAAUCGGACAGACCAAGACGACUGCUAUGAGCUCCAAUACUGCCGAUCAAUUCUCUGUCUCUCAAAAGGCUACUGUGCAAAAUAAGAACUGUUCCCCACCUGAACUCCCAAGAACACCAGUGUCAAAGACAAAUGGACAAGAAGCUGACCUCAACUAUGAGAAGUGUCCCACAUAUGCCUUUAUGCCACAGGCGGCACAAGUAAAGGCAAUCAACACCAUUCUUGAGAACAUUGAUAGCGGGACAGAAACUCAGAACUCUCACAGCAACUUAGAAAUGACUCUGCUUUCCUCUCACUCUUACCCAGAGCAAAAGGCAGUGUACUGCAUGUACAAGUGGCCAAAUAUUUCCCAGAACAGGACUGUGGAUGUAUAUGCUUCUAGCAUUGCUGGACCACAUUACUUUUGGUGUCAACGUGCCAACACAGAAGACCUUGACAAGGUGAUAAUACUUGCUCAAGAGGCUGCGGCAGAGCAAGACAUCAUUUCACCUGAACAUCUUGAACCUGGUAGUCCAUGUCUUGCUCUGUUUUCAGAGGACAACCAGUGGUACAGGGCUCAAGUAACUGGGAAAGCAGAAAAAACGGUCCACGUCAUCUUUGUUGAUUAUGGAAAUGAGUGUGACGUUGAGACAAAGUACGUAAGAAAACUGUCCAAGACCCUGCUAGAGAUGGCUCCUCAGGCUUUUCUGUGUGGUUUGCACGGGUUUGUGGAUUCCGGUGGCUCUUGGGAUGAAGAGGUCUAUGAUGAGUUCUACAAUCUCAUUGUCGACAAACCGCUUAAAGUGACAGUUGUGGCCAUGCAGAGUUGUUCAGAGAUUGCAGUUCCUCAACAUACAGUAAUAGUAGAGUGUGACAAUAUGGUGGCACAUAAAGUCAUUCAGAAAAAAAAGUCACUUCCUACUGUGCUUUCUGUGGAUGUUUCGGCACAAACUAAAACUUCAAUCAAAUAUUUUGAAAGCACCUGCAACAUCCAAAACCUUCAGGCUUUCAAAGAGAAUGCAAUCACAUAUGCAUAUAAGCGACCAGAACUCUUCAGAAGUGAGGCCGAAAUGGUUUAUGCGUCUUGUAUUGUAGAGCCAAAUUUCUUCUGGUGUCAAUUCGCCAGCGCAGAGGAUUUAUCCAAAGUGUCCCAGCUAGCCCAGGAGGCUGGUAAAGGACAACAGGCUAUGACUUUCCCUCAGAGUUUUGAAGCAGGCAGCCAUUGUCUUGCUUUGUUUCCUGAUGACAAGCUGUGGUACAGGGCGUUGGUAGUUCAAAAAGGCGACACAACACGGCACGUCCUGUUUGUUGACUAUGGAAACGAAUCAGACGUUGACAUCCAAGACAUAAGACCUUUGCCUCAGAGUCUUCUGGAGAUGGUGCCUCAGGCAUUUCUUUGUCGUUUGAUUGGAUUUGAUGAGUCAAAGGGCUACUGGGUUGACCAAGCUUAUGAUUUUUUCUACAAUCUUCUGGUUGAUAAACCCUUGAAACUGAUGGUAUUCAGUGUGGAGAGCCAUUCAGACCUCCCAGUUCCUCAGUAUUCAGUGCAAGUUGAAUGUGAGGGUGUGUCAAUAAAUGCAUCCAUGCAGCAACACUGGAAACUGUUUACUGAAGAAUGUGCUGUUGUGACUGAGAACCUCCAAUCAACUGAUCCUAAGGUGGUCCCGCUCAGUCAAACAUUCCCCCAGUUUCAAGAGGAAUGAAAGACGUGUAUUCACGGACACAAAAAUGUUCAGAAAACGACUGAGGAGUAAAAUGAGGAAAUUUGAGGAUGAACCUCAUAUUUCUGGUGUUUGUCAACAUCGAAGAUCUAAAUGGGUCAUGACUCGCAAUCACUUCUAAAAAGAGACUCAUGGAAAUGUCUGAGGAUUGCUCAUUGCUGUCAUUCUUGUCUUUCAGAAAUUUAGCAAAAUGAAAUAAAGCUCUUCAUGGAAAACUGAAUUGAAACGUCUGU
This is a messenger RNA of Fundulus heteroclitus (mummichog), 2964 nucleotides long. RefSeq names its product tudor domain-containing protein 6. Gene Ontology annotation, biological process: spermatogenesis. Lineage: Eukaryota; Metazoa; Chordata; Actinopteri; Cyprinodontiformes; Fundulidae. The transcript is spliced from 2 exons. The coding region runs from base 104 to 2713 and encodes 869 amino acids. The record is from RefSeq and is a predicted model, not a curated record.